Molecule: messenger RNA, 2239 nt
Organism: Anopheles merus
Lineage: Eukaryota; Metazoa; Arthropoda; Insecta; Diptera; Culicidae
Product: zinc finger protein 74-like
Exons: 5
Coding region: 683-2107 (474 amino acids)
Cellular component (GO): nucleus
Source: RefSeq, a predicted model, not a curated record
CAAACGUCGUCGCAAGCGGGUCGUACUCGAGACCGCUGCACAGUUUAUAUAAAAAAAAACAGGAAGGAAGAAUCUUUCUAUCUUCUGUAGACAGCAUUUCGUUUUUCGCAAAAGAGGUUCGUCGCUUAUCGUGCGAAGUCUUUCGAUAAUAUUGGAAAUCGGUGUUUACGGUGUUGUUUUGCGAUAGCCAAUUUUUCCUUUUGCUUCGACAAUCAAUCCAGUUCGAUGCAGUGACUACCGAGAGUGUGACAACAAGAGACCAGUAAGGCCACCGGUAAAAGAAAUGGUGACUGACUGACAGAUUUCAAGUGUUUUGCAUGAGCCGUCGGUGUGCGCAGCAUUCGUGCGUGAUGGAAGCAGCAGCACCGGCCGGUCGAACGAUCGACACAAAACAGCAAUGAAAACGUAGCCGCAAUCCGUACCUGUAGUUUAGUAGUUAUUUGUUCGCUUCAAGAGUCUAUGGUAGUGAUCGAAGAUCAUCCGCCCAGUGUUUUCGAGGUUUCCUUUUGCUUCGCCGUGCGUGACAGUUGGAGUGAUUUUGGUAGUGAUUUCGAUAGUAACAGUGAUUUCGUACGCAAGUGAGGUUGAGUUUGAGUUUCGCAUUGAGGAAGUGAAGGGUGCUUUACAGCGACAAAAGGGACAUUUUACAUAAGAAACAGGGGGAAAACAACAAAAUACGAACAUGGAAACGUGUGUGUUAAUACCGCAGGAGUUUGCACUGGCUGUGACGGGUGUGGGUGCCCGCAACUCCCGCGAACAGACGGCCACCGUGUGGUCGAACACGAGCAUCCCGCAAGGAACGCUGUGCUAUCCUUUCCAAGGCACGGUGCGCAUCGACAAUUUGGACGUUUACUCCACCAUCGAGGAGGAUGACAUUCGACACCGGUUUGGACUGUACGACGAGAUCACCAGCAUUAAUGGACGAACGGUACGCCACUGCAACUGGAUCCGGUUCCUGCGAGUGUCGGAAACGUACGGGCCGCAGGUGAACGUGGUCUGCGCCAAGGUGAAGGGUGAGCCGAUCUACGAGAUCGUGAAGCCGAUCCCGUCGCACCAGGAGCUGGUCGUCUACUACCUGCCCGAGGGCCCGGAGGAGCUCUUCUUCAUCCGGAUGCGCAGUCAGCUGUACCGCCAAACGAUGGACUCGAUCCUCGAAGACUCACCGCUGGACCUUUCGACGUCGCUCCUGUCGCGGGUGAUGCUACCGAUCUCACCGUCCUCGGGCGCCGAAGAUGAGCACAAGUCGGUGUCGGGCGACGACUCAUCGAUCUCGAUCUCGUCCGGAGCCAGCACGGGCGGCGGCGAUCGCUGCGAAGGUGCACUGGACCUGGAGCUGGCCGCCAUCUCGAGCGGACCCGGAUCGAGAGCUUCCCCCAAGGCGCGCCCCUCGGCACGGUCCGAGCGGGCCAUGCUACCGUGCGAGGUGUGCGGGAAGGCGUUCGAUCGGCCCAGCCUGCUGAAGCGCCAUAUGCGCACGCACACCGGCGAAAAGCCGCACGUGUGUGGCGUGUGCGGCAAGGGCUUCAGCACGUCCAGCUCGCUCAACACGCACGUCCGGAUACACUCCGGGGAGAAGCCGCACCAGUGUCAGGUGUGCGGCAAACGGUUCACCGCCAGCUCCAACCUCUACUACCACCGGAUGACGCACAUCAAGGACAAACCACACAAAUGCAGCCUCUGCUCCAAGUCCUUCCCGACGCCGGGUGAUCUCAAGUCGCACAUGUACGUCCACAACGGGUCCUGGCCGUUCAAGUGUCACAUCUGCUCCCGAGGCUUCUCCAAGCAAACGAACCUGAAGAAUCACCUCUUCCUGCACACAGGUGAUAAACCGCACGUUUGUGAAAUCUGCAACAAAUCGUUCGCGCUUGCCUGCAACCUGAAGGCACACAUGAAGACACACGAAGACACCGGCUCGAGCCACGAAGGGGAAUCGAACCGAAGCACCCACAGUCACAGCGAGGGCGAGGAAUCCAACUCGUCGCCGUCGUCCCUGCCGAGCAGCAAUGCGAGCACGUUCGAGAAGGCGGACGCCGAUCGGCUGGCCAACUUCUCCAAGCACCUCCUGUUCUCGAGCUACACCAAACAGAUGCUGUCCGGCGUUGGCUGAUAGAGUGCCCAGUACGCGUGUGUGAGUGUGUGAACGUGCGUCGGGACAUUCCGUCCAAUUGAUCGGCUGGCCCGAAUGGCGCAACGGGAGCACACUCACAAAACUCCACAAAACUCUCACUCACUGCUAAAA